CACCUGACCAGAUUCAAUGAACCACAAUACAGUUCGCGAAGUCCCGCAAAUCUUACCAUAAUGUCCACCAUGUAUCACGCCUCCUCGUCCUGAAGUCUAAUCUCUCCCUCCUUAAAACCCUCACUGCCACCACCGUCCACCAGAUCAAUAUCGGUAUAAAAAUGGUAUUCACAGAGUUCAGGCCACUGGACGAGAAAUAUUUAGUGGAGUACAUUAAGGCCACUCCUGCUUUGUCAGAUAAGAUCGGCAACAAUUUCGACGACUUGAAGAUCAAAGAAGUUGGCGAUGGAAAUCUCAAUUUCGUCUACAUCGUUGUUAGCCCAGCUGGUUCUUUUGUCAUCAAGCAGGCAAUUCCAUACAUACGUUGUAUUGGAGAAUCAUGGCCAAUGACUAAGGAAAGAGCAUACUUUGAGGCAUUGACACUUAGAGAGCAUGGCCGAUGGAGCCCUGAAAAUGUGCCUGAAGUUUAUCAUUUUGACCGUAUUAUGUCUGUGAUUGGUAUGCGAUAUUUGGAGCCCCCACAUAUAAUCCUGAGAAAAGGGUUGGUUGCUGGAAUUGAGUAUCCAUUGCUAGCAGAACACAUAUCAGAUUAUAUGGCAAAGACUCUUUACCACACAUCGCUUCUUUUUCAUACUACCACUGAGCAUAAACACAACGUUGCUGAAUUCUGUGGGAACGUGGAGUUAUGCAGGCUUACUGAGCAGGUUGUUUUCUCUGACCCUUACAAAGUAUCCGAAUAUAACCGCUGGACUUCCCCUUAUCUUGAUCGUGAUGCUGAGGCUGUCCGUGAAGAUAAUAUUUUAAAGCUUGAAGUUGCUGAGUUGAAAUCCAAGUUUUGUGAGAGAGCCCAAGCCUUAGUACAUGGAGAUCUCCACACUGGAUCCGUCAUGGUUACCCAUGAAUCUACUCAAGUUAUAGAUCCAGAAUUUGCAUUUUAUGGUCCCAUGGGUUUUGAUAUUGGAGCUUUUAUUGGAAACUUGAUAUUGGCUUUUUUUGCUCAAGAUGGACACGCUGAUCAAGGGAAUGACCGAAAAACAUAUAAAGAGUGGAUUUUGAGGACAAUUAAAGAGACCUGGAGUCUUUUCUACAAGAAGUUCACUGCACUGUGGGACGAGCACAAGGAUGGCUCUGGUGAGGCAUAUCUUCCAGGAAUUUAUAAUAACCCUGAGCUUCAUCAGCUUGUACAGAGAAAAUUCAUGCAAGACUUGUUCCAUGACACCUUGGGAUUUGGUGCGGCCAAAAUGAUAAGGGAAAACUGCAUGGCAAUGUCCUCAUCCUUUGUCCCAUCUAAAGCCACUAAAUAGAUCAUUAAAGUUCGCUGGGACUGGGAUUAUUUAGGAAGUCUAAACAGGGGGGACAUCUUAUGUUUGGAAGCAAAAUUUGAGAUCGAUUAGCUCAGCUUUUGGUUUUGAGGCAUCAGUGCGACUCAUUUAGAUCAUGUGAUCUAUUAAACGAAUGAUCAGCUCUCCAUCAUUUGUAGUUUGAAUAUGCUUGACCUGUGGGAAAUCUGGUUAUAACUUGUCUCAUAGCGGGAAAGUGCAAUUUUACAGUCACUGAUUCACUCUUAUCUCUAUUUUUUUGUGUAAAAUUACAAUAAAAAUCCUA
Messenger RNA from Populus trichocarpa (black cottonwood), 1605 nucleotides. Its product is annotated as methylthioribose kinase. Lineage: Eukaryota; Viridiplantae; Streptophyta; Magnoliopsida; Malpighiales; Salicaceae. The transcript is spliced from 6 exons. Bases 162 to 1304 code for a protein of 380 amino acids. The record is from RefSeq and is a predicted model, not a curated record. Gene Ontology annotation, molecular function: S-methyl-5-thioribose kinase activity.